CCACAGCCUCAUCCAAUCGAUACCAGCUGCAGCGAAGCCACAAACAUUCACUUCAAUUAUCGAUGACCCGCUCACUGAUCACCUCGUCACCUCUGACCACCAUGUUUGCCUCCUGAGGUUCAGUCCAUCCAGACUGGCCUGACUUUCCCUCUGAGCUCCAACAGCUAUAAUUGGAUCUCUUAGCCUCGCAGGCUAAUGGAUUGUAGGAGCUCCCCUGUCCUGGUUGAUCCUCUCACAGUGCUCACACAAUCACCUCCGUUCCACCGUAACACACUCUGUAAAUGUUGGGAACCGCGGCGACGCACAGCUGACACCCGUCGCUAAAAGCUGAGUGGAGAAGAAGAAGAAGAAGUAGAAGAAGAAGCUUUGGAAGAAACACAGAAACAUCAGUAGGAAUUACAGAAGGCCCACUCUCCCCUGCAGGAUGAAGCCCAGAUGUGUGCGCUCCACUGUGGACCGACUUCCAACCAUCAGUGAAAUGCAGGAGAGCGACGUGGAGGACGGAGACCUGGACUCCUCCUACCACACUCUGGACGAGUACGUGGACUCCAUCAAGGAGCUCUCCCAGCCGGCCCCCUUCCCGCUCCACGGGCCCCUCAGAGGCCACCGCCGCUGGAUGGUCUGCACGCGAGGCCUCCGAGCUGCACCUUUGACUGCGCCGGCGUUUCCGAACUCCUCGAGGUCCUACGCCCCCUGGCUUCCAGUCGACCUUUCAGACGUGUUGCUCACCUUGACUGACCAGUCGAACUAUGACGCGCCGCAGCGCUUUGGACAGACACUGCUGGACAUCUUGGCUGAACAGUCUCUGUAUGCAGGCCUGGUGUGAGCCAGGAGAUGAGCGAGUGGACUGAUUUCCUUUGCUCAGACACCCCUGCAGCGUGCUGUGUUCUAUCAUUCGUAAGAAACCAAAAAGUCAUACAGAUUGUCUUUGAAGUGCUAAAUGGAUGCAACACAUGAAACAACAGAUAAGUAAAGGAAAAUAUCAAGGGCAGGACAAACAAAUGAGCCGAGUCGCCUCAAGUUUUAGCCAGCUGAAACCCUCCACCAGGCUUCUUUCCAUCCUGACCCCAAAUAUUUAAAGUCACAUUCCAUGAUGUUUUCCACUGAAGAGCCUGAAACUAUAAACUAUUAACAAAAGACUGAUUAAUUAAUGAAGAGGAAGCGGCUGCGCUGGGCCCUAGGACAUUAUAUGACCUUAAAACAAACUCUGUCUGGGUUUUAGGUUGCAAAGUUUUGCCUCUUAGCCACCACAGAGGCCCCAAACAAUUUGAAGAUGUCACUUCCCAAUUUAACUAUUCACACAUUCCCUCCUCGAAUUCUGCCGAGAGCCCCAAACCGAGGAUGUUUAAAUAUUGUAUUUCUUUCUUUCUUUCUUUCUUUGAUUUGUUUUAUCUCAGACAUUUUAAAUCUCAUUUAAUAGCCAGAUGUGUGCAGGAACCAAGGUGAGUUAUAAAAGGAAGUACCUCAAAUUUCCUUUGCACAAGUCUUAAUGUAUUCACGGUUCUGAGCUGCAGAUAUGUUGAUAUAGUUUCAAAGGCAUUUUACUCAAGCUCAAACAAAGUUUUAACAGCUACUCUUCGUGUAAACAUCCUGCACUGCCUCUUGUGACUUGUCAGGGGCCAUGCUUCAUGUUCAGUCGUUUACUUUUAGUUUCGUUUUCCCCGAAGUUCUGCGACUGAGGGAAAACUGACUCCAGCUGGCUCUUGGCAGGACUCGCCUGACUUGCCUCCAACAAUCAUGUGGUGGGAGAGAGAGGAGGAGUAGAGUGGCGCUCCCCUAAGAGACACUUCCAGUGAACAGGCCUCUGAGUUUUAUUCUGACUGACCCCAGAUUGCUCACGCACAUACGUUGAUCAUGAACAUGAAGGGCCCCGCAGGAUAGCGAUUGCACAGAACUGGGAAGAGUCGUCAUAAAAUUCUAUGACAGUCACGGAUGUCUUUAAAGUUACUGCUAUAGAUAAGACUCAUGAGUCAGAGCCAGAACUUAGAUUGCGCAACACCUAUUGCAGCAGGGAAGUGCUGCUUCAGCAGAGGCUCUGCAUUCAGCGAAUGUUUUCUUUGAAAUUUUAUCCAUGGUGAUGGUGAAGGCCAGGUACGGCCUCUUCUCCAGAACUCAUUAAAUCGGUGAGUUACUGCGAGCAGGAAGACGCGCUGUGUGUGUCCGAGGAGGCCGAUGAGCCAGAGUUCGAUUGUGUGGCGUGUAAACACUGAAGUGUGGCUUUGAGCAAGAAAUGGAGCCAAAGAUGGCUGCAGGAAUAGGAGCAGAGUGUCGGAGGAUACCGCUAGAAGUUAGUCAUAUCACCAGAAUCCAUCGAAAAAGUCUACAAAUCAUCUUCCUGAAAUGUAACUGAACUUUAAACAGUUGCAGGACUGUCGCUGCAGGCCGCCAGGCUCCAGUCGGGACAUGUACUGGAUUUACUGAUGAUUAUCAGCAGGUUUUUAGUCUGGAUGAAUUCCCAAGUUUCUUGACAAAAUAAAACAGUUAUACUUCAUUUACUUUGUAUGAUCUCAUUAUUUCACAAUACACAGCACUGCAUUGCUGAUCUGCACAAGUCCAUCUCAGCGUGGCUGCCAUUCAUAUGUACUCCAGAUUCUACAGUGCUCAUGAGAAAACCUGCUGCUGCCUUGUUUUUAGCUCUGACCUGUUGCAGGCAACGCAACUCGGAUGACUCCUUAGUGCUCCAGCAUGUUGUUGAGUUAACUGCUUCUGUCUGCCGUCUAGUGUUGAUUUGGUAACUUUUACUGAAUUUAUUCGCUGUCCGGCCAUCUGGGCACAUUUAAUCAGUGGUCGGUGAGAGAGAUUAUUCUAAAUGGCUCGUCUAAAACAUUGCACAACAAAUCAAACAGUAAUUUGUUGCUCUAGGUGGUCCUUUUGAUUUUUUUUUCUCUUUUGAAUAAUAAAUUCAGACUACUGUCACCUAGUGGUGUACUAUAUAGGCGUAUACUGCUUAAUAUUGUGUAGAUCUUCCUUGUGCCUUCACAAAAGAAAAACAGUUGUGACACAACAGAGAAUGGACACGGGUCGCCCUGAGGGUGUCCUGUGGUGCAAAAUGUUGUUAGCGGGGACCUUUGGGUCCUAUGGGUUGAGGGGAGGGUCCUCUGUGGAUCAGACUUGUUCCAGUGAAGUCCAGUGGGUGCUUCAUAUCUGAGUUCCAUCCAGAUAAAUGCCAGGUCCAAACGUUUCCCAGCAGAACACUGAACUGUCGAAUUGUCACAAGAUGGUCGGUGUUCUUUACUUCUCCUGUCAGUGGUUUUAAUGUUGUGGCUGACUGGUGUAUGCACCAGCAGGCUAUUGGCUUUAAGCUUCACGGCGUGUUGUAGUGCAACCUUUUGACCCAUACGAGGUGAGGUUGUGGGCCAUGAAUCCAAACAGACGAAGAAGGGAAAAUGCUAAGAUGCAACAUGGAGAGAACUUUCCUGCUGGUGUGUCACUACAUUAAACACACUUCCUGCUUUUCCAUGAAUUAAAAUCUGCUGCUGCAGCUUUACGUCUGUGUACAAUAUGCUAACUUUCAAAGCACCGCUGCUGCGAAGGCCGAUGAAAUGUAGAAAAUAAACAGUGACACGGUUGUGUGGGCUGCUGUGUUUAUUCUUAGUGUGUUGCUACUACUGAGUGGGUAGCAGAUUGUUGAGAGGUUCAUUGGCUUCAGUUAAACUCAGUAAACUUCAGGUUUGCCCCCAUCUCUACGAGGUUAAUAAACAAAGGCAGUUUGGUUGUUGAAGAUUUACUUUCUUACAGGAAAUACAACACCGUAAUUCAUGAGGAGGCCGUACCUCAGUCUGUGUUUUUAUUACACUGACAGAGAUAAAGAUAUCACCAAGUCAAAAUUAAUAAAUGUCACGCUCAGGUCUGAUCACCUCCUGCUGUUAAUGUUUGUGGUGCUUUCAAAACACACUGUAAAAAUUUAAAUGUGAUGAUCUGUUAAACUGCCUGCCUGUAAUACGCUGUGCAAUCAUAUCGACUUUGAA
Messenger RNA from Mugil cephalus (flathead mullet), 3968 nucleotides. RefSeq lists its product as uncharacterized. The transcript has 2 exons. The record is from RefSeq and is a predicted model, not a curated record. Lineage: Eukaryota; Metazoa; Chordata; Actinopteri; Mugiliformes; Mugilidae. Bases 425 to 826 code for a protein of 133 amino acids.